UUCCUUUCUCUAUUUCUGUCUCACAUUUUCUCUAUCGUUUCGCUUGCUUGUAUACGUUGGUGUGCACGCUCUUAGUUUUUGCUAUUUUUUUUUGAAAAACAUCGUCCCACACGACAAAAAUAUGGCAGAUAAGACAACUCAACAAAAAGAAGUCCAAUCCACCGUCGAAGAAGUUGACAAAUCCAAAACCGAGGAACCAACUACUGAAGAGGAUUCCAAAUCGGAAAAUGGAAAAGUUGCUGAAAACGGAGAGGAAGCGGAAAAAGAAAAUGGGAUAGAAGAAGCUGAGGAGAAAACUAUUGCUGCCGCUGACGAUACAGAUAAAGUGUGCUCAGUGAAGAGGAAAUCAACAGGUGGAGAUGCUACCAGCGAAACUCCAGCCGAAGGUGCAACUCCCGAGAAAAAAGCCAAGUUGGCUGAAACCACCGAAGCGGAAUCGAAUGGCGAAGCCGAAGUGGCAGCCUAAAUAACACAGAAAAUAUUUUUAGUAUUAAGUUAUGUUUUAUUUCCGUACUUGUGUAAUGCUAGGGUUUGCAAAUUGGUGUACACUAGUCGCCCUAACAUUAUACAUAUUUAGUAUUUGUAUUACAUGACACCACGAUUUUUUAGAAAAUUGCAUUUAUUUUUAGUUUCAUUUUGGCAUCGUUACUAACACAUUCCCACUAAUAUGGAAAGUUCGAUGUUACGAUGUUCUAAUGUUGUGGGUGCCAAUUUAAGGUGCAUUUGUGUACUUAAACAUUCAUUUUUUACAUAAUCAACGUUAGUUUUCAGUCUAAAUAAUAAUUACUAUUGUCCUGUGUUGUGAAUUUAAUGUAAGAUAUUAUGGCACAUGUUGAGUGUGUUAGAAGAUUUAAGAAUUUUGUUAUUGUAAAAUGUGGUGAAUCUCUAGGAGCCAGCUCUGCCAUUACCUCACUAACACUGGUUUCUAAAAGAAUAUGUGUUCAUAUCAAACAUAGCUUAUUUUGUACUGCUUUCAUUUUUGUAUUCGUCUCAAACAUAGAUUACACACGUUGUAAAUUCGGCAACUAACAGUAUUCUAUAAAGGGUUCUCCAAACAUUGGAGUUUUGCUGCUAUGGUACAAACUGAUUGUAUUUAAUUAGUGGUAUGGUAAUAAAGAGUUAGUUUCCGGUAA
Messenger RNA from Tribolium madens (black flour beetle), 1133 nucleotides. RefSeq lists its product as uncharacterized. NCBI's taxonomy places the organism in Eukaryota, Metazoa, Arthropoda, Insecta, Coleoptera, Tenebrionidae. Bases 122 to 466 code for a protein of 114 amino acids. The record is from RefSeq and is a predicted model, not a curated record. The transcript is spliced from 3 exons.